Messenger RNA from Cicer arietinum (chickpea), 899 nucleotides. RefSeq lists its product as uncharacterized. The record is from RefSeq and is a predicted model, not a curated record. Lineage: Eukaryota; Viridiplantae; Streptophyta; Magnoliopsida; Fabales; Fabaceae. Gene Ontology annotation, cellular component: chloroplast.
GAUAUUUUAUUGCAUAAUUAUCAUUUACUAUCUUUCUUUGUUGGCUCAACUUAGCUCACACAAAACUUUAUGCAAUUUUGAUUAUGAAAACAACAUAUAAGCUUUGAAUUGGAUACAUAAUAUUCUCAAAGGAGCCAAACCAACAAUGACAACGUUUCUGUCUCUCCCUUCACCUUCUUGUGUUUCUUUAAUGAGCAAAGAGACUUAUAGAUUUUGCAGUGUUGCUUCAAUUCACUCACGCAAAUCCCAUGUAAAAGAGUUCAACUUUAGAGUUAGAGCUGUUAAAGAGAAAACUGAGGAAAUCAAAAGCCCUUUACAGCCACCUUCACCUGAGGAAGUUACCAAGAAGUAUGGUCUUGAAGCUGGUCUUUGGAAGAUUUUCAGCUCAAAGGAAGAAGGGGGACAACAAAAAUCGAAAGGUGAUCAAGCCAAGGAGUUGCUGGCAAAAUAUGGAGGAGCUUACCUAGCCACCUCCAUCACUCUGUCAUUGAUCUCUUUCACUCUUUGUUACGUACUAAUCAACUCUGGAGUAGAUGUUCAAGCUUUGCUUCAGAAGGUAGGAAUCACUACUGAUGCAACCGGCGAAAAAGUUGGUACCUUUGCUUUGGCAUAUGCUGCACAUAAAGCUGCAUCUCCAAUUAGGUUUCCACCAACAGUAGCUCUUACACCAAUUGUAGCUGGUUGUAUUGGGGGUAAAGUUGUGAAAGAUAAGUAGCUAGUUGCUGUACCUUCAAAUACCAGUUUUUCAUUGUAGUAUACUUCUACCUGUAAUAAUAUUUUCAUUUCCCUUGCUAGAUUACAUUACUUCCACACUCGUGGACAUGUAAAUCCAUAUAUUGUCAAUAACUAAAGGGAUGUUAAACAAUAAACAUACCACCUGCCUAUAUGUGCAUAACUAA